AUGACUUUAAUUUCACAAGCAAAAAACCUCUUUCCACCUUUAAUUCUUUAUCGAAAAAUUUUACGUUCUCAUCGGUCGUUACCACCUUCAUUACGAUCAAUCGGUGAUAAUUAUGUUAAAGCUGAAUUUAAACGUCAUAAAGAUAUUACAAAUCCUAUUCAUAUUGUGGGAUUUCUUGAUCAAUGGCAAACUUAUUUGGAUGUAUUAGGAGCUCAAACAUUUUCCGCCAAAUCCGAAAAUAUUACAACGUAUGGGAAGAAAAUUGAUUUGGAUAAAUUAGAAAGAUUUAAUGAUCAACAACUUGGUCAAUUGUAUGAGUUGAGAAAGGAAGCUAAAGACAUUUGUAAAGUAAAUUUAGAAGGAAUCGAUAAUAAUAUUACGGAUGUCGAAAAUUUGGUUAUUGAGGAAAAAAAUAAUAAAAAUGAAUUACAUACGUAA
This is a messenger RNA of Funneliformis geosporum, 438 nucleotides long. NCBI's taxonomy places the organism in Eukaryota, Fungi, Glomeromycota, Glomeromycetes, Glomerales, Glomeraceae. The record is from the annotation of a GenBank genome assembly.